AUGUCAGAACAGAUCCCCGUUGAGGAGUACUUACAAUUAAUCCACAAUGCAUCCAGUACUAUCAGCUCAAAAUUAGACCCCCACCCCAUCUUAUCCCACCCACGAGUCAUGAUCAUUUGUGGAUCAGGCUUGGGUGGAAUUGCAAACACAUUACACCCUGACCCCAUAAUUGAAAUUGCCUACUCGUCAAUUCCCGGUUUCAAAACGUCCACCGUACAAGGCCACGCGGGAAAAUUGGUAUUUGGAUUAAUCGGUGAAAAUAAAGUGCCUGUAAUGUGCAUGGUUGGUCGAUUACAUUUCUAUGAGGGAUAUACUUUCCAACAAACAACUUUCCCUAUUCGUGUAUCUAAGGACUUGGGUAUUGGUACAGUCAUUGUGACUAAUGCCGCCGGUGGAAUUAAUGAGGAGUAUAAACCCGGUGAUUUGAUGGUGAUUGAAGAUCACGUCAAUUUCCCCGGUUUGGCUGGUUGGCAUCCAUUACGCGGUCCCAAUUUAGAAGAAUUUGGUCCUCGGUUUUUACCAUUGUCGGACGCUUAUGACCAUUCUUUGCGGAAAUUGUUUGUUGAAAAAGCUCAAGAGUUGAAAGUAUCAAGACCAAUUCAUGAGGGGACGUAUUUCUUUGCUGCCGGUCCGACAUUUGAAAGUCGAGCUGAAGUCAGGGCUAUUAGAACAUUGGGUGGUGAUGCAGUGGGGAUGUCAACUGUUCCUGAAGUCAUUGUUUCUCGUCAUUGUGGGUUGCGAGUGUUGGCAUUAUCAUUGAUUACCAAUGCUGGUGUAGGUGCUAAACCGCCAAGUGCGUUGCACCCUAACCCUGUGGCUUUGGAUGACGGUAUGGCAAGUCAUGCAGAGGUGUUGCAAGCUGCUGAUGAGGCUUCAAAGGAUGUUGAAAGGAUAAUUGAGGCCACUAUAAACCAAUUAUAG
Molecule: messenger RNA, 921 nt
Organism: Lodderomyces margitis
Lineage: Eukaryota; Fungi; Ascomycota; Pichiomycetes; Serinales; Debaryomycetaceae
Gene: PNP1
Product: purine-nucleoside phosphorylase
Exons: 1
Coding region: 1-921 (306 amino acids)
Biological process (GO): nucleoside metabolic process
Cellular component (GO): cytoplasm
Molecular function (GO): purine-nucleoside phosphorylase activity
Source: RefSeq, a predicted model, not a curated record